Messenger RNA from Sphaerodactylus townsendi, 1773 nucleotides. Its product is annotated as zinc finger protein 420-like. Gene Ontology annotation, molecular function: RNA polymerase II cis-regulatory region sequence-specific DNA binding; DNA-binding transcription factor activity. Gene Ontology annotation, biological process: regulation of transcription by RNA polymerase II. Bases 40 to 1668 code for a protein of 542 amino acids. The transcript has 2 exons. Lineage: Eukaryota; Metazoa; Chordata; Lepidosauria; Squamata; Sphaerodactylidae. The record is from RefSeq and is a predicted model, not a curated record.
ACAUUGAGCAGCUCUGCAGCUCUUCAAAGGCAUUUAAGAAUGCACACAGGAGAGAAACCGUUUGAGUGCUCAGAUUGUGGAAAAAGAUUCAGUAGGAGUGACUAUCUUCAACUGCAUCAGAGAACUCACACAGGAGAUAAACCUUUUGAGUGCGCAGAGUGCGGAAAGACGUUCAAUAGCAGUGGAGCUCUUCAAAAGCAUUUAAUAAUACACACCGGAGAGAAACCUUUUCAGUGCCUAGAGUGUGGAAAAAGAUUCAGUAGGAGUGCCGAUCAUCAAGUGCAUCGAAGAACCCACACAGGAGAGAAACCUUUUGAGUGCUCAGAGUGUGGAAAGAAAUUCAGUAGCAGUGGAGAGUGUAAAAAACAUUUAAGAACCCACACUGGAGAGAGACCUUUUGAGUGCUCAAUGUGUGAAAAGAAAUUCAGCAGCCGUGGAAGUGGCAAUCUUCAAUUGCAUCCAAAAACCCACACAAAAGAGAAACCUUUUGAAUGCUUAGUGUGUAGAAAGCGGUUCAAUAGGAGUGGCGAUCUUCUAGUGCAUCAAAGAACGCACACAGGAGAGAAACCCUUUGAGUGCUCAGAGUGUGGAAAGAGAUUUAGUCAGAGUGGAAGUCUUCAGAAGCAUUUAAGAUCCCACACAGGAGAGAAAUCAUUUGUGUGCUCAGAUUGUGGAAAGAAAUUCAGCAGAAGUGAAGUUCUUCAAAACCAUUUAAGAAUACACACAGGAGAGAAACCUUUUCCAUGCCUAGUGUGUGGAAAAAGAUUCAGCAGGAGUGACUAUCUUCAACUGCAUCAACGAAUGCACACAGGAGAGAAACCGUUUGAGUGCUCAGAGUGUGGAAAAAGAUUCAUUUCGGGUAGCCAUCUUCAACUGCAUCAAAGAACCCACAUAGGAGAGAAAGCUUCUGAAUGCUCAGGAUGUGGAAAAAAAUUCAGCAGUAGUGGAGAUCUUCAAAAGCAUUUAAGAAUCCACACAGGAGAGAAGCCUUUUGAGUGCUCAGAAUGUGGAAAGAGAUACCGUCAGGGUGGUCAACUUGAAGUGCAUCAAAGAAUCCACACAGGAGAGAAACCUUUUGAGUGCUCAGAUUGUGGAAAGAAAUUCAGCAACAGUGGAGGUCUUCAAAAGCAUUUAAGAACCCACACUGGAGAAAAACCUUUUGAGUGUGCAGAUUGUGGAAAGAGAUUCAUUCACACUAGUCAUCUUCAUGUGCAUCAAAGAACUCACACAGGAGAGAAACCUUUUGAAUGCUCAGAUUGUGGAAAGAGAUUCAUUCACAGUAGUCAUCUUCAUGUGCAUCAAAGAACCCACACAGGAGAGAAACCUUUUGAAUGCUUAGUGUGUGGAAAGUGGUUCAGUAGGAGUGCCGAUCUUCAGGUGCAUCAAAGAACGCACACAGGAGAAAAACCCUUUGCGUGCUCAGAAUGUGGAAAGAGAUUUAGUCACAGUGGAGAUCUUCCAAAGCAUUUUAGAACCCACACAGGAGAGAAACCUUUUGAGUGCUCAGAGUGUGGAAAGAAAUUCAUCAGCAAUGGAGAUCUUCAAAAGCAUUUUAGAACCCACACUGGAGAGAAACCAUUUGAGUGCUCAGAGUGUGGAAAGAAAUUCUGUCAGAGUAACCAACUUCAAUUUCAUCAAAAAACCCACAUAGGAGAGACAGGAAUGUAGGUAUAGAUUUUUAUGGGGUGGGUUUGGGAGGAGGGCCAUGCCCCCACCCGCCGCUGGGGGCGUGGCCACACCUCCCCAAGUCUUGUCCCCGGCCUCAGUGCUUAU